Molecule: messenger RNA, 2430 nt
Organism: Mesorhabditis spiculigera
Lineage: Eukaryota; Metazoa; Nematoda; Chromadorea; Rhabditida; Rhabditidae
Source: the annotation of a GenBank genome assembly
AUGCUCGUGCCCCAGUCGAAAGUUUUCCGUGCAAACAUGCUCUGGGGCUGCUGGUGGAAUGGUCGGAAGGGCGUAAUGCCGUCGACGGACGAGCCGGCCGACUUCGCGGCAGAGUGGUUGUCGCGCCGCGAGGAGAAGGCCGAGAACACCGGCGAAAGCGGUGACGAGGUUCCCAAGAAGUCUCCCGACCCGGCGACAGCGCAGAAGCGUGCCGACCGCGUUGCGGGCGGGCUCGUCGAAUUGGACCUGUGGAUCACCGAUCAGAUCCGCAGUGGUCUGGCAGCGAUGGACACAUCCUGGGCGGGCUUCGACGCGGUAGCCGCUCGAAUGGUGGAUGCUCAGGCGCCCGGUAUUGCAGGCACGCUUCGAGCAUUGGCGGGAAUCGUUGCGUCUACGGAGAACUGGCCCGAGAAGGUCCUCGACGAGUUGGCUCGGUUGCACCUGCUGGUCGCUGCGCAUCAGAAGCUGUCCGAGUUGCCGGAAGAUCUUGCCUAUUCGGUGAAAGCGCACGUCGGCUAUCCCGUCUCAACCGAGAGUGUGAUGGAAUCGAUUCCGGUGAAAGAGAACUGGAUGAUUCUCGGUUCCGGGAUCACCGAGGAGAAGCGACUGUUCACCCGAACCGUGGAUGCUCGGCAGGAAUUCGAAACGGUGGGCCAUGCUGCUCGACUUCUCCACGGGUCACCCAACUUUGCCACCGAAACGCCGCCAGUCGGGUUUCUGCUCAAUGCCGAUGUUCAUUUCUAUCCCGGUGCCGCGGCAUUGCGGGCGCGGAUGGGGGCAACGCACGGUGAACCGGAGCCCUUCACAACCAUGCCGUUCCGGAAGCAUCGACGCUGCGUUGCAGCAGUUUGCCGAUGCCCUCGCCGCAGAUCCCUGGUUGCGCUCGUGGCCGGCAGUGAUCAGUUCGCGCUUCGGGCAGAGGGUGAUUCGGAUCUUCUGUGGAAGUUGCUCGGUAUUUCCGGCGGUUACCCGGUCACGGUCUGCGGAACGUGGAAUGCGCUGGCUCUUACUCCGAUCUCGGUUUUCGCAGGAGGGCAGGUGAUCGUGCUAACCUCGACAACAUUCGAGGAGCUGCCGGCCGAAGUGCGAGGCCAUGCCCGCGAACUCGACGGCGAUCCUGCCGAGAUGCUUCUGGCAGCAGCGGCGUCUGAAAGGGCGUACCGCCGUGGCGGUGCGGGCUCCACCACGGCGGCGUCGACACCUGCUCCAGACGAUAGCGCGAUUCACGCUGCCGGAAUCCUCAUCGGUGCACCUGCUGUCGAUGCUCGCUGGCCAAGGCGACCUUGCUCGACGAAUGGUUCGCAGUCGCGUUGGAGCGCAACUAUCGUGCGCCUGAUCAUCUGGUCGCCGAGUUGCUUUCCUUGCACGUGCGAGCGAAGCUCACCGGAGAGCAUCCUGCAGAUCGUCGGCGAGCGUGGCCGAUGGCUAGCCGCGCAAAACCUGAGUGGAACAAGCUCGUCCGGAACCAGGGAUGCAAAUCCGGAUACACUCGCCGAACAGAUCCCGCUGGCACUGGCCGAACUCAGAAAAUCGUGGGGCACCGAGCGGGGCGAACAGAAGGCUGCAUUUGUCUCGACUCUGGCAAUCGGAUCGAGCGCCGACGAUCAACCAUUGUUGGAGGAAGCCCUCGACGACCGUCGCAAGGACGUGCGAUCGCGCGCAGCAGCGGAGGUGCUCGGACGUCUUCGGAUCGGAGUUCGGGGGCGAAUCGCUGCGCGGGUUCAGAAAUGGGCGCGGGUGAGCGGAAACUGCUUCGAUCCACGUUGGUCAUCCUGCCGCCUGAGGAAGUCGAUGCGGCGUCGAGGCGAGACGGCAUCGAAGAUCGGCCGGAAUCCACACACCGACUAUCGUGCCGAGUAUGUGCGUCAGGCGAUCAGUUCUGCACCGUUGUCUCUGUGGAACAACAUGAUCGUACGCUUGGUCCACCGCUGCAGUCGCGCAGAACAAUGCGGAAUGGGCGCUGGAACUCUUUCGCAUACGCGGCACGGCCACCGAUCGACGCCUACUCCCGUUGGUGCCGGCCAAGGCGCGUUGGCUGACCUGUUGAGGUCUGGAAACGGCGACGCCAAUGUUCUGCACCCGGGUCGGGCAGCGAUCUCACGACGCCUCUGGCAGGUCCAUGGCCAGACGACAUACCCGGGCAGUCGUGGCCCAGUGGGAACGAGUUGCGGCCAGACGUGCCGAUGGGGGCGCCACAGGCCGGCGAAUUCUCGCGCUACAAAUAGCAGCGCAUCGCUACGCCUAGCCGAGAGUCGAUUUCCCUACAGCGCAGUAACUUUGCUCGAUCGGGCUGCGGAACGUGCACGUGACCCGGACUGGCGGCAGACCUUCGCCAGAACUGCCAGCGCCAUCACUUACCGCAAGACCCCUGCUCGAGGAGCUCACAUGACUGACAGCGUAACCGUGCCCACCACAGAACCGGCAAAAAGC